Prorocentrum cordatum is the source of this 804-nucleotide messenger RNA. NCBI's taxonomy places the organism in Eukaryota, Dinophyceae, Prorocentrales, Prorocentraceae. The record is from the annotation of a GenBank genome assembly.
ACCGAGGAGGCCUACGCGGAGUCGGGGUUCGGACAGUGGGGCUUCUUGAUCUUCUUGCUGGGGAUCGUCGUGGGCAUCGGGCUCGUGGUCGGCUUGAGCGUCGCGAGGCGCGUGCUGCCGCAGGUGUGGGCCGUGCUGAAGAGCAAGAAGGACGAGAACGAGGAUGAGCUAGUGAUACGUCCUGGCCCGCCGCUCUGGCAUCAGCGGAAGGUGUACGGCGUGGUGGCGCACUCGGAUGGUAAGUUGUACGAAGCCGCCACCGCCGACUGGCACGCCUACGCCGAGGACUGGUCCGCUGGUUCGGCCGAGGUCGUGGCCGCGCGCUGGUGUGCCAAUCAUCGAGACCUGCCGGCUGGCGUGGCGCGGGACCAGGUGCACCGCUUCAGGCGGGAGCCGACGCCCGCGCGCGACGCAGCCUUUCGGCAGGCCGCCGAGGCCGAGGCCGAGGCGGAGGGGCGGACGCUGCUGGGCGCCCAAGGCGUGCCGCUGCCCGCGGGGCAGCUCGUGGGGCCUGGCGCCGGCGCGGUGGUGCCGGCUGACGUGCUCGGCGACGCGGUCGCCGCGCCCGCCGCGCCCGUGGGGCCGCCAGCGGGCGGCGGUGCCGUUGUGGCGGCGGUCCCUGCGCCGGCGGCCGCGGCGCCGCCGCGGCUGCAGGGCCCCUUGCAGGGUGUGGCGCCAGCCGUGGCGCUACCAGGCGCCGCGAUGGUGCGGGGGGCUGCCGGGGCAGGUGGGGGCUACCGGUUCGGGGGCGUCGUGCCUGGACACGCGCGGUCCGCGCGGGCUUCAGGCUCGAAGAACUUGCGC